Molecule: messenger RNA, 249 nt
Organism: Haemonchus placei
Lineage: Eukaryota; Metazoa; Nematoda; Chromadorea; Rhabditida; Trichostrongylidae
Source: the annotation of a GenBank genome assembly
AUGAGGAUCUUUCGUGAGCUCUACAACAACUCCACGACUGGGAUCUCGCCAUUCUAUAAAGACGUUAUCAUCAACGUGAAGGGAGGGAAAGUUAAGUCUGCUAGACGUCAGUGUCGUAAGCGUUCCGCGCUGGAAGCGACCAUAGGCUCGUUGGAGCCAAAGUCCGCUUACGAGCAAAACUUCGAUGACGAGAUCACUUCCGGCCUCCUCCCACUACCGCAGUAUGAUAUACAAGUGCCAUGGAGGUAG